AUGUCUCCUGUAGCUAUUUUGCUGCUGCUGGCAGCUGGAUCAUGUGUGAAAUCUGAAAAGCUGACACAGCCAGACUCAGUCAAUGUACAGCCAGGUCAGCGACUUACCAUCAGCUGUCAGGUCUCUUAUUCUGUAACAAGCUACUGGACUGGAUGGAUCCGACAGGCUGCAGGCAAAGGACUGGAGUGGAUAGGAUGCAGAGUUGGCUCAAGUACAUCCUACAAAGAUUCACUAAAAAAUAAGUUCAGCAUCGACAUAGACUCUUCCAGAAACACAGCAACUCUUAAUGGACAAAACAUGCAGCCUGAAGACACUGCUGUGUAUUACUGUUCACAGUGUUACUAUGAAGCUUUUGACUAUUGGGGAAAAGGAACCACUGUCACCGUCACUUCAGCCACUCAGCAUGCUCCAACUGUGUUCCCGCUGAUUCCUUGUGGCUCCGGGGGGAGCGACAUGGUCACCCUCGGCUGCCUUGCCACUGGUUUCAACCCCCCUUCCAUUACUUUUUCCUGGCAACAAGGCAAUACUAAUUUGGACAACUUCAUCCAGUAUCCUUCAAUACAGAAGGGCAGUGAAUACGUCGGAAUUAGUCAGGUCCAAGUAAGAAGACAGGACUGGGAAGCAAAUAAUUCCUUCAAAUGUGUCGCAAAUCACGCUGCAGGACAACAACAUGCUUCAAUGGUCAAACCAAAGGAGGUUUUUCAGGCUCCGACUCUUAAAGUGUGUUCCUCCGUUGAUGAGGACAAAGAGGAGGCUUACUUCUCCUGCUUUGCCAAAGAUUUUACACCAAAUAAGUAUGAGAUCACAUGGAAGAAAGAUGAUAAAGACAUCAGCGAGAGGAUAGAUGAGGUCAACACAUCGGCUCAGGGAAGAAAUGACACAAACGGAACUAUUCUGUACAGUGUUGGAAGUCUGCUCACACUGAAAACCAGUGAAGUGCUUGAAGACACAAAGAUAACAUGUAUUUUUAAGGGAAAAGGUGAAAAUAACACUCCAGUCUACAGAAAUGCAACUGUGUCCCACAAGGAAUGUACAGGUGCGACUGAGGGUUGUCUUGAAGCAGAUGUGGAUGUAACCAUCAUACCCCCAACAUUACAAGACAUGUUUGAGAAAGGACAAGGAAAAUUAAUAUGUCAAGCCAAAUUUAAAAGGGGCAGAUUUGAGAACAUUUUCUGGGAGAAAACGAACGACAACACAAAACUUGUAGGCACAAACCGGACUUUAGGAUCAAGAACAUAUGAAGCUGAGACUGAAAUCACCUAUGAUGAAUGGCGCAAGGGGGAAACUUAUACCUGUGAAAUCCAGAACAAGGAUUGGCUUGAACCAUUAAGGAAAGAGUAUAACAGAAAUAAUAAUGACGUCGUGACUGAAGUAAACACCUACAGCGGAAUCAUUGAAGUAGAGGAAGAUGACAUGACUAACACAGCUAUCACCUUUAUCCUUCUCUUCCUCCUCGCCCUGGUGUUCUCCAUUGGAACCACUGCAAUUAAGGUCAAAUGAAAAAAAGAAGCACCUACAAAAGACAUU
Molecule: messenger RNA, 1527 nt
Organism: Cyprinodon tularosa
Lineage: Eukaryota; Metazoa; Chordata; Actinopteri; Cyprinodontiformes; Cyprinodontidae
Product: Ig mu chain C region membrane-bound form
Exons: 8
Coding region: 1-1500 (499 amino acids)
Biological process (GO): complement activation, classical pathway; positive regulation of B cell activation; defense response to bacterium
Cellular component (GO): external side of plasma membrane; immunoglobulin complex, circulating; blood microparticle
Molecular function (GO): immunoglobulin receptor binding; antigen binding
Source: RefSeq, a predicted model, not a curated record